AUGGGCACGGGCAUCGGCACCUCACCGGAUUACACUGUAGCUGACAGCACGAAAAAUGGCCACCACAAGAUGCUUAAAGUCCUCCCGACAACACAAGAGUGCCAUCUUUACAUCUUACGAGGAGACGAGACCGUCAAAGAUCUCAGCCGAUCCCUCAGAGGCUGCUCUAGCAUGGCGGGGAAACCUGAGCUUGGACGCACUUCGAGCUUGGAAGCUGGCAUGGAUUGUGGCAUAAAUACGUCCUUCCGUCCUUGUAAAGUCAUGUACCAGUGUACAGAGAUCGUUCCUCAAUUCGCAUUCCCAGUCAAUCCUAACUCAGGAUUCUUCAAUAUGCGCUCCUCUACACCGAGUCCGCUCGCGGCCUUCAUGCUAUUUGCGUCCUCUGUCCUCUGUCAGAACCCCACAACUACGACGAUCAACCUUGGCUGUUACACCUCAACAGGCAUAACUAGCCAAAAGUCGGUGCCCGUUGUCGUCUACACUUCUACUGUGACAGUCACCACGGCAUUGCCUAAGAUUACUGUUACAAAGGUGACAUCAACGAGUACAGCGACUACAAUUAGCACAAUCACUCCAUCUAUCGCCUCGACUGCCACUUGGACAAUCACACCACCACCUGUCACCGUAACAUCCACCUCGCUAGUCACUGCACUAGGCGCAACGACUACAACAACAAUCACACCUGGUUGGGACCGCCUAAAGCGGCAUCCAGCACCGACGCCAGCUGCACCCCUUUUCCCCCGAGCCCAUGCCAUUGACCGCCGAGGGGGCUUCCCGCAGACGGUGUAUUGCGGAGCCGAAGUCUACGUUCGUACCACAAAGACGAUUACGUCGGUUACGCACACGGCCGUGAGCUAUGCCACUACAACCUCGACCUUUACCGCGACGAUCAAUGAGGUCGUGAGCACUCAGACAAUCACUCCAGCGAUCAGCACGAUAAGCUCGACCGUCACAGUCGCUUCAACCGUAGUCUCGACCUGCUUCGAGGGUGAAAAGACUACCGUAUGUAUCCACAUCCUCAAUCUCUACCCUUCCAGACUCGAGUGA
Letharia lupina is the source of this 1047-nucleotide messenger RNA. RefSeq lists its product as uncharacterized. The record is from RefSeq and is a predicted model, not a curated record. The coding region runs from base 1 to 1047 and encodes 348 amino acids. Lineage: Eukaryota; Fungi; Ascomycota; Lecanoromycetes; Lecanorales; Parmeliaceae. The transcript is spliced from 7 exons.